Molecule: messenger RNA, 855 nt
Organism: Phytophthora sojae
Lineage: Eukaryota; Oomycota; Peronosporomycetes; Peronosporales; Peronosporaceae
Exons: 3
Coding region: 1-855 (284 amino acids)
Source: RefSeq, a predicted model, not a curated record
AUGCCGCGCCCCAACGCCGCGAGCACCGGCCAGACGCUAGAGAGUGUGCCGUCAACUGGGGGUGGCGAGUGGCACGCCAUGAGCGCGGACCCCAGACACCUAGCAAGCGCGCGCACCUGCGUGAUACCGGAGGCCACCGCGGCGGAAAGCGAGGCAAAGGUGACAAACAAGACGGUGACGAACAAGACGGUGACGAAUAAGAUGGAGACGAACAAGACGGUGACGAAUAAGACGGAGACGAAUAAGAUGGAGACGAACAAGACGGUGACGAAUAAGACGGAGACGAACAAGACGGUGACGGACGCCGUGACGGCGGCCACGAAGGCGGAUGCGGGGGUCCGGCGGAGGGUGGCGCUCGACGAAGGGAAGAGCGAGGUAGACACCUCGCCCGACGAGACCGAGCGUGUAGUCGUGGACGUGGGCAAACAGCUGGAGGCGUGUGGCUGCGGCGCCCCCAGCAAGGACGAGCUUGGUGUCAUCGUGGUUGCGCAGCUGCAGGCCGUGCGUGAGCAAUACGCGAACGACGGCGUAUUCCGGACGGAGGAUGAGAGUACGGGCGAGGGCACCAGCAGCCCGAGAGCGGAAGGCAGCGUCCAUGACGAGCCACCACGGACGCAGGAUGGGGUGGUCGAAGAGUUACGGGCGCGCGACGCUGCCCGGGCCAAGGUGCUGCUCGCACAGGCGCGUGGCCACGAACGGCUGCGGGAGGAGGAAGCUGAGACGGCGCAGCGAGCCCGCAAACACGCGAAACGUGUUGAACACCCCGAGCCCGACGCGAGCGGCGAGCGCAGCGAGCACGUGGGCAGACGUCCACGGUUACCAUGGACACGAACGGCAACAAGGACGGGAAGGUGA